AUGCAAAACCAAAGCUUCAUAACUGAAUUUGUCCUCUUGGGACUUUCCCAGGAUCCGAAUGUUCAGAAAAUAGUAUUUGUUGUAUUUUUGUUUGGCUACAUAGCCACUGUUGGGGGCAAUAUGCUUAUUGUUGUGACCAUCAGCAACAGCCCGGCACUCCUCGGCUCCCCCAUGUACUUCUUUCUGGCUUUCCUAUCAUUUCUGGAUGCAUGCUUUGCCUCUGUUAUUGCGCCCAAGAUGGUCGUGGACUCCCUCUAUGAGAGGAAAACCAUCACCUUUGAAGGCUGCAUGAUCCAGCUCUUUGCUGAACACUUCUUUGCUGGAGUGGAGGUGAUCGUCCUCACUGCCAUGGCCUAUGACCGCUAUGUGGCUAUUUGCAAGCCCUUGCACUAUUCCUCAAUCAUGAACUGGAGGCUCUGUGGCAUUUUGAUGGGAGUAGCCUGGGCAGGAGGUUUCUUGCAUUCUAUGAUACAAAUUCUCUUUAUAUUCCAGCUGCCCUUCUGUGGCCCCAAUGUCAUAGAUCACUUCAUGUGUGAUUUGUACCCGUUGUUGAAACUUGCCUGCACUGACACUCACAUCUUUGGCUUUUUGGUGGUUGCUAACAGUGGGUUUAUCUGCAUCAUAAACUUCUCCUUUUUGCUGGUCUCCUACUGUGUCAUCUUGCGGUCCCUCAGGUCUCACAGCUCUGAAGGCCGGAGGAAAGCUCUCUCCACCUGUGGGUCUCACAUUGCUGUCGUGGUUUUGUUCUUUGUCCCGUGCAUAUUUGUGUAUGCACGACCCCCAGCUGCUCUCUCAUUUGACAAGAUGGUGGCCAUAUUUUAUACCAUUCUAACUCCACUACUCAAUCCUUUGAUUUAUACUUUUAGGAAUAAGGAGGUAAAAACUGCCAUCAAGAAGUUGUGGAGUAAAUUGCUGGUAGUUUCUGAUGAAAAUUAA
Elephantulus edwardii (Cape elephant shrew) is the source of this 936-nucleotide messenger RNA. RefSeq names its product olfactory receptor 4C15-like. Gene Ontology annotation, cellular component: membrane. Lineage: Eukaryota; Metazoa; Chordata; Mammalia; Macroscelidea; Macroscelididae. The coding region runs from base 1 to 936 and encodes 311 amino acids. Gene Ontology annotation, biological process: G protein-coupled receptor signaling pathway. The transcript has a single exon. Gene Ontology annotation, molecular function: olfactory receptor activity; G protein-coupled receptor activity. The record is from RefSeq and is a predicted model, not a curated record.